AUGGUCAUGCCGGACAGACACAUCCUGUAUGAGCUGCGGCAUAUUAACUAUCUAAGAAAGGCUAUUUUAGCAUGUUAUGCACCCAUCAAGUUCCCUAAUUGCCCAGGUAGUGCUCCGGAACGGACUGUGGUGAUUCUGGAGUGUGUUUUGAUUGCCCCGGUGACCACGCUACAGGGGGAUUGCGAGCUGGCUCGGCUGCCUAGUGAGUGGAAUAGCGGCCGAUCUCCGCUCCUGACCAACACUGUUGAUCGAAGCCCCCGCCCUUUGGACCGGUGGGGGUGA
Molecule: messenger RNA, 282 nt
Organism: Pelobates cultripes (western spadefoot toad)
Lineage: Eukaryota; Metazoa; Chordata; Amphibia; Anura; Pelobatidae
Source: the annotation of a GenBank genome assembly